AGCGAGAGAGAGAGAGCGAGAGAGAGCGAGGUGUAGGAGACCGAGGGGGAGCGAGGCAGCCCGAGUGUGCGUAUGCGUGUGCGUGUGUGAGCGAGAGCGAGCGAGCGGGCGAGCGAGGGAGAGGAGAGGAGAGGAGAGGCGAGGAGCGUGCGAGCGAGAAAGAAUAAAAGGAAAGAAGAUUUUUCUCUAUGUAUAUAAAGAUGGCCACGUUAGCGAACGGACAGGCUGACAACGCGAGCCUCAGUAGCAACGGGCUCGGCGGCAGCCCGGCCGGCGCCGGGCACAUGAACGGAUUAAGCCACAGCCCGGGGAACCCGUCGACCAUUCCCAUGAAGGACCACGAUGCCAUCAAGCUGUUCAUUGGGCAGAUCCCCCGCAACCUGGACGAGAAGGACCUCAAGCCCCUCUUCGAGGAGUUCGGCAAGAUCUACGAGCUCACGGUGCUGAAGGACAGGUUCACCGGCAUGCACAAAGGCUGCGCUUUCCUCACCUACUGCGAGCGCGAGUCGGCGCUGAAGGCCCAGAGCGCGCUGCACGAGCAGAAGACGCUGCCCGGGAUGAAUCGGCCGAUCCAGGUGAAACCAGCGGACAGCGAGAGUCGAGGAGGUAGUAGCUGCCUGCGCCAGCCCCCUUCACAAGAUAGAAAACUCUUCGUGGGCAUGCUCAACAAGCAGCAGUCCGAGGACGACGUGCGCCGCCUCUUCGAAGCCUUCGGGAACAUCGAGGAGUGCACCAUCCUGCGCGGGCCCGACGGCAACAGCAAGGGGUGCGCCUUCGUCAAGUACUCGUCCCACGCCGAGGCUCAAGCCGCCAUCAACGCUUUGCAUGGCAGCCAGACCAUGCCGGGAGCCUCGUCGAGCCUGGUGGUCAAGUUCGCCGACACCGACAAGGAGCGCACCAUGCGGCGAAUGCAGCAGAUGGCCGGCCAGAUGGGCAUGUUCAAUCCCAUGGCCAUCCCCUUCGGGGCCUAUGGAGCCUACGCACAAGCACUGAUGCAGCAGCAAGCGGCACUAAUGGCAUCAGUCGCGCAGGGCGGCUACCUGAACCCCAUGGCUGCCUUUGCCGCCGCCCAGAUGCAGCAGAUGGCGGCCCUCAACAUGAAUGGCCUGGCGGCUGCGCCCAUGACCCCAACCUCAGGUGGCAGCACCCCUCCAGGCAUCACUGCACCAGCCGUGCCUAGCAUCCCGUCCCCCAUUGGGGUGAAUGGCUUCACUGGCCUCCCCCCACAGGCCAAUGGGCAGCCUGCUGCGGAAGCUGUGUUUGCCAAUGGCAUCCACCCCUACCCAGCGCAGAGCCCCACCGCGGCGGACCCCCUGCAGCAAGCCUACGCUGGAGUGCAGCAGUAUGCAGGUCCAGCUGCCUACCCUGCUGCCUAUGGUCAGAUAAGCCAGGCCUUCCCUCAGCCGCCUCCAAUGAUCCCCCAGCAACAGAGAGAAGGGCCCGAGGGCUGUAACCUGUUCAUCUACCAUCUGCCCCAGGAGUUUGGGGACGCUGAGCUGAUGCAGAUGUUCCUCCCUUUCGGCCGGCCCCCCGUGCCCUCGCGCUGCCAGGCCCCCUCCUGUCAGGGCGGACAGUGUCCGCUAAGCGCCUCCACCCGCAGGCUUCGUGAGCUUCGACAACCCGGCCAGCGCGCAGACCGCGCUCCAGGCCAUGAACGGCUUCCAGAUCGGCAUGAAGAGGCUCAAGGUGCAGCUGAAGCGGCCCAAAGACGCCAAUCGCCCCUACUGAGCGUCCCCCGGGGGAGACCAGGACUCGCACAGGGCCAGUCAAAUCCACCACAGUCUCGCGCUGAGCUAGGAAUAAAGUUCACGUAAUCACAUGAGAGUGGAGAAACAGUCCCCCCAUCCGUAAGAUGCUGAAUGGGCUACAUUAAAAAUCAAACCUCUCUCUCUCUCUAUUUAUAAAUGAGAACUGUUGGAUGACACCUUUGACAUAUCAGCCAAUCCCAAUCAAGCUGAAGACUCCAGACACUCUCUGUGACUGUAACAUUUCUUGAAGGAAAGUCUAGCGUCUACGGAGUUCAGAGGGCACGUGUUUGGGGGAAUCUACACACGACACAAAGAAGAUGAUGAAGAAAACUGAGAAAACAAAACAAACAACACACAAAAGGAACUUUCAAACAAAAUAACUUGUGACCAGAUGGGGAGACUGACGGGCUGGGAGCUGGAAGAGACGCUGCUUCCCGAUCCCUGGGGCUCUGCAGCCCGUGGGCGCCUGCGGCAGGCUGGGGCAAGCGGUGUGGAGGGGCCUGGUCCCCAGGGGCGGCUGGGAGGCCGCCACGAGCAUCUCUAUCUGUCAUUCCUUUAGCUAUUUAGGGACCAAAGGACCGAACUUUUUAUUGCAGAUGUGUAGCUCUAUGUGAAAUAGAGGGGGGAUGGAGGGGAACCUCCUUCCUGCCUUACAGCUGUUCCCGGAGCAGCUUAGAGCGAUUCUAUGAAAAUAAAAUGUCAUAAAAAAAUUAAAAAAAAUACAAAAAAAAUACAAAAACAAAAAAAAGGGAAAAAUAAUGCUUCAAUGCUUUUAAAACAGCAAGAUACUAGUUCUUUGAUACUUUGAGAGGCGCUUUGAUUACCCUCAUUCAAGUCUAUGACACUUUCCUAUGGUUUUCUGUAUUAUAUGUCUGGAUGGAGCUGUUGGAUGAACCAAUUGGUGGAUCUUUGGGGAAAGCAACAAAAAUAUUAAAACACAUUAACCGUGAAGUGGGAGGAACACAGGAGGGGAAACAAAAGGACUUAUGAGGCAAGAUAAUUGUUGUGAAAAGUCUGUAAAUGCUUCUAACUCUUCCCCCCUCUUAAAAGCCUAAUAGUUGUACAGAAUUUUAAAAAGGAAAAGUUUAAAAUACCUAUAUAAUAGAAGAAAAAUUAGAGGAAAGCAAAACAUAAAAAAUAAAAAAGGAAAAAAAAACAUAUAGAAGUUAGCGUUACUGCUAAAAUCCCAGCUGUUGUAGGACUGUACUUUUGUAGAGUUUAGACCGAGCAUCAAUCCCUUCUCCCUUCGAGUGCUGUUGGACGCCGUUGUCCCCGAGGGCCAGGCUGGACUGGCCAGACCCGCGGGCUCCAGGCUGCCCCUGCCUGCCGGUGGAGGCCGUAUCGUCUGUCCGUCGUCCGUCCGUCCGUCCAGCCGCAGGAAGGGCCACCGCCUCCACCCUCGCUUCACUCCGGGAGCUGCGCCGCUCUCUGCAAGCCCUCGACACCUUCGCUUCUCUCGCCUUCCCUGCUCGCUCCGGAGACUUUCCGGGCAAGGGAGACCUGGGAACUUUCAUCUCGAAACAACACACACACACACACAGACACA
Molecule: messenger RNA, 3294 nt
Organism: Suncus etruscus (white-toothed pygmy shrew)
Lineage: Eukaryota; Metazoa; Chordata; Mammalia; Eulipotyphla; Soricidae
Gene: CELF4
Product: CUGBP Elav-like family member 4
Exons: 15
Coding region: 189-1814 (541 amino acids)
Biological process (GO): mRNA splice site recognition; regulation of alternative mRNA splicing, via spliceosome
Cellular component (GO): ribonucleoprotein complex; cytoplasm; nucleus
Molecular function (GO): mRNA binding
Source: RefSeq, a predicted model, not a curated record